Molecule: messenger RNA, 2846 nt
Organism: Vigna umbellata (rice bean)
Lineage: Eukaryota; Viridiplantae; Streptophyta; Magnoliopsida; Fabales; Fabaceae
Molecular function (GO): protein binding
Source: RefSeq, a predicted model, not a curated record
CGAUCAAACAUUAAUCUGGUCACAAUCAAAGACCUCCAUCUCCCUAUUUUAAUUUGGCUAUAAAUUUUCGUCUUUGAUUACUUAGCCGUAUGCAUAUUUUUCCUUUAAAGUAAAUCCCAGUGAACACUUGCACUUAAACAGAGUUAGAUAUGGAGUCAUGGGUGGGGUGGUCGCUUCUUCUAUGUUGCCAUAUGUUCUUCUUUCACUUCUCAUUCUCCCAUUCCUUAUGUCAUCCUCACGAUAAUAUUGCCUUACUCCAAUUCAAAACCUCUGACACUUUUUCUUUUGGGUCAGUAGAGACCUCUCCCACUUAUGAUGAUGCCACUUAUGCUUUUUUCACCUAUGCUGAAUGCAGUGAUAUGGAUCCAAAGACAGCAACAUGGGAAAAUGGGACAGAUUGUUGCUCAUGGAUUGGCGUUACUUGCCAUCCCAUUUCUGGUCGUGUCAUAGACCUCGAUGUCUCAUGCAGUGCUCUUUAUGGUGAAAUCCUUCCGAAUAGUACCUUUUUCUAUCUUUCUCAUCUCCAAUCACUUAAUCUUGCUUUCAAUUAUAUCGACUUUCAACUUUCAUCUCUCUUUGGUGGAUUUGUGAGUCUCACACACCUCAAUUUGUCUUAUUGUGUCUUUCAAGGUGAAAUUUCUUCUAAAAUCUCACAACUUUCAAAGUUAGAAUCACUUGAUCUCUCUCAUAAUUCCGGGUUAACGUGGAAAGAAAGCAGUUGGAAGAAGUUCCUCCAAAAUGCAACAUUUUUAAAGGAGCUUAUUUUGGAUGAUGUAGAUAUGACUCAAAGUUCAAUGAAGUCACUCAAUCAGUCUACCUCUUUAAUUAGUCUUAGUCUCAGUGACACUGGAGUAUGGGAAAACUUGAAAAAUGGCAUAUUAUGCUUACCAAAACUUCAACAGUUGCACUUGUCAUAUAAUUACGGUCUCCAUGGCCAACAUCUUCCCAGCUUCAGCUGCAUUGGUGCUUCUCUCACUAUAUUGGAUCUUUCAUCUAAUCAAUUUGAGGGAUCAAUCCCUGCCUCUUUCUCAAACCUCACACAUCUUACUUUCCUUGAUCUCUCAUAUAACAUCUAUCUCAAAGGUUCAAUUCCCUCCUCCCUCUUAACCUUUUCGAGUCUAACUUUUCUAGAUCUUGGAUUCAAUCGAUUCAGUGGCCAAAUCCCAAAUGUCUUUUCCCAGUCAAACAGUUUUGAAAAACUAGAUUUGAGUCAUAACAAUAUAGAAGGUGAGCUACCAUCAACACUUUCAAAUCUCCAAAGUCUCAUUUUCUUGGAUCUUUCAAAUAAUAAAUUUAGUGGUCAAAUUCCAUCCUCAAUUUCAAAUCUUCAACAUCUUAUUCACUUGGAUUUUUCAUAUAAUGAAUUUAAAGGCCAAAUUCCAUCCUCACUUUCAAAUCUUCAACAUCUCAUUCUCUUGGAUUUUUCAUUGAAUAAAUUAAGUGGCCAAAUUCCACCCUCAAUUUCAAAUCUUCAAUAUCUCGUUUUGUUAGAUCUUUCACAUAAUAGAUUGGAGGGUCCUCUGCCUAACAAAAUAAGAAGUCUUUCAAACCUAACUCGAUUAUACUUCAAUGACAACUUACUAAAUGAAACAAUUCCUCUUUGGUGUUUAUCUUUGCCAUCUUUGCUAGAACUAGAUCUAUCAAAUAAUCAGUUCACAGGACAUAUAAGAGCUACCGUAUCACAUUCCUUUGAAUUUCUGUAUUUGUGCAACAACAAGCUACAUGGCAAUAUUCCACAAUCAAUCUUCACUCUUGUAAAUCUCCGCCAAUUAUGUUUAUCAUCAAACAACUUUAGCGGUUUUCACAACGUCAAUUACAAUUUCCCUAGCUUAGAGAGAUUGUAUUUAUCUUCUUUAGGUCUGACAGAAUUUCCAAAAUGGACAGGAAAAGUCCCAAUGUUGACACAACUUGAUCUAUCCAACAACAAAUUGAAUGGAACAGUUCCCAAGUGGUUGCAUGAAAUGGAUUCAUUAUAUUUUUUGAACCUAUCCCAAAACUUGUUGACAACUCCAAUCAAGAAAUUCUCAAGGAACUACAACCUCCACUUUCUUGAUCUUAGUUUCAAUUUACUCACUGGCGACGUCUCUUCAUCCAUUUGUAAUGUAAGUUUACUUAAUGUUCUCCUCUUGUCUCACAAUAAGUUGGUAGGUAGCAUUCCACCAUGCCUUGCAAAGUUGCCUUCCCUUUCUAUUUUGGAUUUACAGAGGAACAAACUAAAUGGAACAUUACCAAGUAAUUUCUCAAUGAAUGCUCAUUUCGGCGUUAUAAAUCUCAAUGACAACCAAUUAGAAGGUAUUUUGCCAAAAUCUUUGUCCAAUUGCACACAAUUGGAGAUCUUGAAUCUUGCCAACAAUCAAAUUGAGGACAAAUUUCCUGAUUGGAUUCAAACUCUACCAAUGUUGACAGUAUUGGUAUUGCGUGCCAACAAAUUGUACGGUCCCGUUCCAAGUUUAGAGAUGAAACAUGAAUUUUCAAGUUUACUUAUUUUUGAUAUCUCAUCCAACUACUUCAAUGGUUCAAUACCAAAAACCUAUAUACAAAAUUUUCAAGCAAUGAAGAACGUUAUUCGUUACAAAGUGGGCGAGCUAUACAUGCAACCUUCCAAUAGUAAUGCAUAUGUAACUGAGUCUGCAACUAUAACUGAAUUUGCAACUAUAACAACAAAAGCCAUAAAUAUGGCAUUCAAAAAAAUUCCAAAAAACUUUAUAACCAUUGAUUUAUCUAGAAACAAAUUUGAAGGAGAGAUUCCAUAUGUAAUUGGAGAGCUUCAUGCUCUUAAAGGACUCAACUUUUCUCAUAAUAGACUCAGUGGUUCUAUUCCCCAAUCCAUUGGAAAUUUGACAAAU